Messenger RNA from Cottoperca gobio, 1685 nucleotides. RefSeq names its product ras-related protein Rab-15-like. Bases 7 to 915 code for a protein of 302 amino acids. The transcript is spliced from 7 exons. Lineage: Eukaryota; Metazoa; Chordata; Actinopteri; Perciformes; Bovichtidae. Gene Ontology annotation, molecular function: GTPase activity; GTP binding. The record is from RefSeq and is a predicted model, not a curated record.
AUUACAAUGUGUGGAUUGAAUCCACGUAAAAUAAUCAGCUUGUCCAUGUUCCUACAGUAUUUACUCGCUAAAUUCGAACCGAACCACAACAUUACUUUAUAUACUUCUACAAAAAGCCUCUUAAACAAACAGUUUUUACAAAAUGGUUCGAGUUGUUGUGAGUUCCAACUGUCUUUGCUUGUAUUUACAGUUUAUGAGAUAAGUUUUCCGAGGAACCCUGAAGGCAGCAACAGCACAGCUACAUGGAAGAGUCAUGCUUUCCUCUGUGUUGUGGUCAUGGCGAAACAGUACGACGUUUUGUUCAGGUUGCUCAUGCUCGGAGACUCGGGGGUCGGGAAGACAUGCAUGUUGCGCAGGUUCACGGAAAGUGAAUUUCAUCCUUCACAUAUUUCCACCAUCGGAGUUGAUUUUAAAAUGAAAACACUAGAACUAGAUGGACUCAAGGUGCGAGUACAGAUAUGGGACACGGCCGGUCAGGAACGUUAUCAGACCAUCACCAAACAGUACUACAGGCGUGCACAGGGUAUCAUCUUUGUAUACGACAUCACCAACGAGCCGUCAUUCCAGCACCUCGUGAAGUGGGCCAGUGAUGUGGAUGAAUAUGCCCCAGACAAGGUGCAGAGGAUCUUGGUAGGGAACAAGUCUGAUGAGGAGCUCGGGAGGCAGGUCACAAAGGACCAAGGAAGCAAGCUAGCAGAAACCUAUGGGAUGGAGUUCUUUGAGACCAGCGCCUCCACCAGCAGCAACAUCAGUGAGUCCUUCACUCGUGUGACAGAACUGGUGCUGCAGGCUCACAAGAGAGACGAGGACAACUUGUUGGGAUCCCUCGAUGAUUAUCUGGAGAAUGCUGCUUUGGAAGAAGAGAUAGGCAGUGAAGGCACCGACGACAACACGAAGAACACCUGCGCCUGUUAGAAAGAGGGCCAUAACAGUACCAUGGCUCAUCGCUAAAGACUUUUGUUCUCCACUGUGACUUGACUCUUGCCUCCUCUGCAUUCUUCAUAGAUACUAUAACCUGUUGACCUGGAGGGUGCUCUAUUGGUUUCACUUUUUGUAUGUUGGUGGUGUAAGUGCAGUUAGCAGCAGCAACCAGCAGAGGGCACACUCUGUGUCAUGAUCACUGAUCCCUGUAGCUACAGUGCAUGAAGGUAGCUGUGUAUCGAGCAUAACUAUCAAUGCACACGCUGUCUUCAUUUUCAUGCACUAUUCACUUACACCUACAUAUUAAUUGAUAACAUGUGGAUCAAUAUCCAAGGAAAUCUGUUUAUUAAGUUGCAAAGAUUGUAUAUGCUCCAACAAGGUAGCCAGAGGACAGAGUUGAAUUAUUUACACCUCGAAACUCAAACCAAGCAGGGUUGGAUUAUUUUACACAAUGGGCUUAUUUCCUGAAGGGAGACAGUGUUGUGCCAUGUUAAAUGACCUUUAUGAAUGCAGGGUUAUCCUGAGUGUAUAUGUAUAUGUGCAGUUUUGUUUUAUGAAUGUGGCUGGCGUUGCCAACUGUAUAUUACGUAUUUAAGCAGUGUUACUGCGACUUAAAAUCAUGUUUUCAGGGUCUGCUUUGGUGCCACAUAUGUCAUUUUAAUGUAAUAUUUGAAACUCAAGAAUGUUGCAAAAAAAGUCGUAGCAGUGUAUAAGUUAAUACAUUUGAAUUGCCAUAUUUAAAACAAAUUAAAUGGUCAUCUGAG